This is a messenger RNA of Mycotypha africana, 1697 nucleotides long. RefSeq lists its product as uncharacterized. The transcript has 2 exons. NCBI's taxonomy places the organism in Eukaryota, Fungi, Mucoromycota, Mucoromycetes, Mucorales, Mycotyphaceae. The record is from RefSeq and is a predicted model, not a curated record. Bases 345 to 1229 code for a protein of 294 amino acids.
AGAAAUCAAAAAAAGUUGCUUUAGCCUUUUUACUGCCCUUUUUAUAAAUGUCUCUUUUAGUGAGCUGAAUCAGGUUUUAUCCCAAAUAGCCCGAGUUCAUUUAGUUACAUGGCCCUUCCCUCGCCAUCUUAGACAGUAGCAAAGAGAACAAAAUGAAAUCGAUGGGAUGACGAUUUGCAUAUUUGUUGAUUGUUCUUCCGAGGAGAAUGCCAAGCUGUGUCUAAAAAAAAAAAAUCUUGAUUUUUUUGAUUAUUUUUUUUUCUUUCCGGGUUCAAGCUCUUCAUUUAAUUGGCGAUAAAUUGAAAAACAGAAGAAAUGGAACAAAACAUAUCAUUCAUUUAUGAAUGCGUGCACUUAAAGGGUUGCUCGUCUUUGGUUUUUUUUCUUUUUGCUUUCUUUUUUUCUUAAGCUUCCUUUUUCUCACCAAGAAGUCUUACCGCUAUUCCAUCCCGUCUAUUAUAGAAAUCACAUAUAAACCACCCAUUUUUUUGACGAUGAGCAUUCUUUAUCACCAUUUUGCAAUGCAUUCUCCAACCACUACUUCCACUACAGCAACUCAAAAUAACGAACUGAUUGAUGAACGGUUUGAUCUGUUCAUUGACAGUCAUCCUCGAGAUGGCAACAUCACUCUAAAAGACAGAAGGGCCAUGACAUCCUCUGUGGCCAAUGCUACGACAAAUAGCAGCAGUUUUGUAGCUUACAACAAUCACAACGAGAUCAAAAAUACCUACAACAACAACAACAACAACAACAAUUUUUAUCCAUUGGUGGUGGACAAAGAAAAAAUAGGAGGUGGAGCUGACACCGCAUGCUUUAAAGAAGAUCUGGGCGACUAUUUCCCCGCCAUAAGGAUACAACCUGCCACUCCUCUUCCUACGACUGUUCCUCACGAUUCAACAACACCAAAAGAAGAAUCAGACAAUGACUAUUUUAAUAAUGCUACAGACAACAAUAACUCUAUUGAUGAAGUGAUUCAAAUUGAAUCCGUCACUGUCUCUGCUUCGAAAAAGGAAUCUACAAGCACUGCUAGCAGGAGUUGGGACGACAUUUAUACUCAUGGCUGUGCUCCACCAAGGAAUUUAGAAGAAUAUCAUUCAGGACUUGUGGAACAUUAUCUGGACAGGUUGCUCAGCAUCACGUCUGCCACAGACACUGUCGAUAGUAUUCAUGCAACGCUACCACAGGUGUAUAAAGACUAUCUGGAGUCGAUCCAUCAAUAUUGUAUGUAAAUAGAGUAUUUUUUAUAAUGCAGCAGCUGAGGGAGAACACAAACACGACGAGAUUGAAAUGGGUCACCAUGACGUCCCUCGUCUUGUACGUCAGCCAAAGCAUUGUAAAGUGCGACCGUUUAGCAAGCAGCAUUGGGAGCUCUUCUGACACACACCCGGUCGACACUAAGAUACGACGACGAUUGCUGCUGUUACUUUCUAUUGAAGGUGUGCGGCGAUUCGCUUCAUAUACCCCCCCCCUCCCGUCCAUCUCUAUUUUUUUUUUGGAUUUUUUGCGGCAAAACAUCAUUUGUAUUCUAAUUGCUACUAUAUAUGUAUAUCUUGUAAACCAUCGUGGUCGCUUAUGUAAAUUUCUUUUUUCUUUUUUGUCUAUCACCUUCAAAGAAAUAAUAAACUCUUUGCUUUACCCGUCCUUUGUUCCUUAUCCAUUUACCUUGCCCCUUUUUGGCUGAAAUUGUUAUUCCGCUG